GGUACAAAGAACAGCCCCAAUGAAAUGAAAAUUUGGCUGUGAAGAUAAGAGACAUGGUUGAGCCCACCCGCCCCACCACCACCAACCACCGCGUGGGCCACCAGACUCUCCUCCUCUAUAAAGUGGCGAAGACUGCAGGAAGAAGAAGAUAGAGAGAUAUGGAGAGAGAAAUGGAGUGGUGGAUUUCGAUGCCAAAGGUUGAACUUCACGCCCACCUCAAUGGAUCCAUCAGAGACUCCACUCUACUAGAGCUUGCUAAAGCUUUGGGUGAAAAGGGUGUUAUUCUUUUCUCAGAUGUUGAGCAUGUUAUCAGGAAAAAUGAUCGGUCCUUGAACGAAGUUUUCAAGUUGUUUGAUCUGAUACACAUUAUUACUACUGAUCACACCACGGUUACAAGAAUUACUAAAGAAGUUGUUGAAGAUUUCGCCUCUGAGAAUGUUAUCUAUCUUGAGCUGAGAACUACUCCAAAGAGGAACGAAUCUAUUGGGAUGAGCAAACGCUCUUACAUGGAAGCAGUGGUGAAGGGUUUAAGAGCAGUGGACGCAGUUGAUGUUAAUUUUGCUCCCCAUUACUUGGGUGAAGGCAAUGAUAUAUGUAAUGGGACCACAAAAAAGAAAAUAUUUGUUAGACUUCUUCUCAGCAUUGAUCGCCGUGAGACAACUGCAGAUGCGAUGGAAACCGUUAAGCUUGCGCUGGAAAUGAGGGAUCAAGGGGUAGUUGGGAUUGACCUUUCCGGAAAUCCAACUGUUGGGGACUGGAUGACAUUCUUGCCAGCCUUGAAGUUUGCUAGGGAACAAGGUCUCUCUAUUACCCUUCACUGUGGGGAGGUACCCAAUCCGAAGGAGAUUCAGGCAAUGCUAGAAUUUCUUCCUGAGAGGGUUGGCCAUGCUUGUUUUUUUAAAGAAGAUCACUGGGAAAAUGCAAAAUCGUCCAAGAUUCCGGUUGAGAUAUGUUUGACAUCCAACAUACGGACUGGUUCAAUUUCUUCUCUGGAUGUUCAUCAUUUUGGUGAUCUGUAUCAUGCAAAACACCCUUUAAUCCUGUGCACUGAUGAUUCAGGAAUAUUCUCCACCAGUCUUUCUGGCGAGUACAUUCUUGCUGCUUCUUCAUUUGGUCUUGGAAAGAAGGAAAUGUUGGAGCUAGGGAGGAAUGCCAUUGAGUUUAUAUUCGCAGAUGAUGAAAUAAAGAGGGAAUUGAGAGAGGCAUUUGAUUCAGCUGCAGGAACGCUGGAGCUUUGAUUGAUCUAUUUUUAAUCAGAUUUUUGUUGGGGGAGGUGAGGUCUAGCAACAGUUGGAAAUGCAAGCUAGACCAUGGGCAUGCAUAUCAUCAAGAAGCCUUGCCACAUGGUGAAGUCACAGCUAGAAGUAGUAAAAAAAAAUCAAAUUGUUUGCUUUUCUAAAAAUGCCAAUCUUUACUUAAUUGGCAAGCUGAUUGUAGUGACAGCAAUUUCCUAUUACUAAAUAAAAAUUUCGUGUUUGAUA
Molecule: messenger RNA, 1481 nt
Organism: Vitis vinifera (wine grape)
Lineage: Eukaryota; Viridiplantae; Streptophyta; Magnoliopsida; Vitales; Vitaceae
Product: N6-mAMP deaminase
Exons: 12
Coding region: 159-1238 (359 amino acids)
Biological process (GO): adenosine catabolic process; inosine biosynthetic process
Molecular function (GO): adenosine deaminase activity
Source: RefSeq, a predicted model, not a curated record